Messenger RNA from Penicillium argentinense, 2382 nucleotides. RefSeq lists its product as uncharacterized. NCBI's taxonomy places the organism in Eukaryota, Fungi, Ascomycota, Eurotiomycetes, Eurotiales, Aspergillaceae. Gene Ontology annotation, molecular function: protein binding. The transcript has 2 exons. The record is from RefSeq and is a predicted model, not a curated record. Bases 1 to 2382 code for a protein of 793 amino acids.
AUGCAGUCUCACUUGUCGAGACGUGUCUUCCGUGCGAUUCUCAACAACGAACCGCUUCAUUUCUCGAGAUGCCGCCGAACACAACUGCUGCAUACUAUCUCUCCUGCUCGAGUGCGGCCGUCUCUCCUAAACCUGAAUAAUGUUUCGCGCCGAACGCUGUUUGCCUUUAAUCUCGACCUCAGUUCAGGGGCUGGUCCAGCCGUCUUACCCACCGAGAGGGGCCUGAAGCCGAUGAGUGAUUUGAAACGUUCGCUUCAGGAUAGAAGUAGACCUCCUCCGAACUUCACCCUUGCGAAAGCAUUCCAGUCGUUCUUUACUACUAGAGUGGAAGCUCCAGGAUCAAUCAAUCUUUUCGAGGCACGGUUGCUAUCCAUCACAUGGAAGCAUAUGAAGGCACAGCAAGCUGAGCUCGACGAUAAGGAGUGGGACACUAUGUUUUCGAUUGAAAGCUUGGAAAGAAUGCUAUAUGUGUUCUCUGAGUCAGAAAUUCUUCCGGAAGCGCGGGAUACUACCCUCAAGGUCGCCCGCUUCGCCUAUAAUGAGCUUUGCACUGAUCAUGGAUUCGGUGCCAACAGCAUCAGCCGACCUGCUCUCCUCAUAUACAUCAACCUCCUGUCAAUCAACGGCUGUCCAGAGGAGGCUCGGCAUACGAUCAUAAGAUUUGGUGGACAAAUGCGUGGGGCAAAGCCGUCUCCUUGGUUGACGGUCUUGAAGGGAUUUGCCUUGAAAGACGACAGACGUCAAAUGCGUAAAGUUACGCAGGAGCUGGGAGAAUAUGGCGUGAAAUUCGAUCAAGAGUCCCAAAAAGAGCUGAUUGAUAUUCUUGUCGCCCAGGGCCUAUUCAAGGCGGUCCAGACUGUUUAUGAGUGUCCUAUCGUCGGCCAACACGAGCCCGCUGUCGCCGCCAAGGUUGCUGCCAUCAAGUUUGCAAUUCUGAAGUCGGACCUUAAGUGGGCAAAGCCCGUGUUUGAGUCUCUCCCCCACAACACCACCCCUGAAACCGCAGGUAUCACUCUGCUAUGGGAGGCUGCACAAGGCAAUGAUGCUACAUCCCUCGCCGACAUUAUCAAGCUUUGGUCUUCAACAAGUCCUCAGCUCAAAGAAGCACUGAAAAUCACCGACUUCAAUAGUCUCAUUGAAUAUGCCAAUGCCGUGCAAUGCCCGGAAUUGGCUAUGGAUGUUCAAAUGCUGGCUGAGAAAUCUGGAUUCAUUCCAAACGAGCAGACCUAUCUGCUUCAACUGGAGUCUGCCGUCAAAUCUGGCGACGUGACACGUACUCUGGGAAUCCUGGAACACCAUGUCGACCCAUCCACGCUCACUGGUGAUAACCUACCCCUUGCCAACCAACUCAUUGUGAUGCUUUGUUCCUCGCCGCAAAGAGACACACUCUUCGAGAAAAUUUCCGCUCUCCUUGAUCCCCUUUUCCAAGAAAAUGUGCGUCUGGAACCGCGAACUGUCGCAGAGCUUACUCGCAUGCUACUUUAUCGCCACGAAUUUGAUGCUGUCUCCGAGCUCCUUCGCCCGCGUCUGGGAACCUACGAUAGUGAAGGGAAGACCUUGAUUCGCACCGCCUUCACUGACUUCGUCAUGGAUCCCAGCCAGGAAGAUGACCAUGUGUGGGAAAUAUACGAACUUUUUAAAAUGGCAUUCCCCGAGGCUGGUGUGAGUAUCCGCACGGAGAUUAUGUCUUCCUUCUUUGAGCGAAACCGAAGCGAUCUCGCAGCUUUGGUUUUCGGGCACAUGCGCCAGGCUGAAGACUUGACGCGCCGGCCUAAGCCGGAUACGUAUGCCAGAUGUCUCCAGGGCAUCGCACGCGCCGCUGAUGCGACCAAUCUCGAGCUCGUGCAUAACAUGCUCAAGCUGGAUUUGGAAGUUGAAGCCAACACGCGAAUCAUGAACGGGUUGAUGCUGGCAUACACAGAAUGCGAGAUGCCGGAGAAGAGUAUGGAGAUUUUCAAAGAAAUUCUUCGAUCCGACGAAGGACCUUCACACAAGACCCUGGCGAUUUUUUUCAAGGCAUGCGGAAGGCAUAGUGAUGGCGCCCACGAGGCCAUCAAAAUGCUCAAGAAGAUCAAGAAGCUCGACAUCGACCUUGACCGUCGCCUCUAUAGCUCGUAUAUUGAGGCACUGGCUGCUCAGUGUGAGUUUGAUUUAGCCACUGAGGCCAUUGAUAAAAUGCAAGCCGAAACCGGGGUGCCUCCCACUAGCACAACGAUUGGUUUGUUCUAUAAUGCUUCCCCAUUCAAUUAUUGGAAAGACAAGGUCGAGCAGUGGGCGCUCGAGAAAUACCCUGAUCUGUGGGCGCAUUUGUCUGAGACAAACCUCACUGUUCAUGACGAGGGCCCGAAAUUUGAUGGCAUCGUCAAUGAGACAUGGGUAUAA